Messenger RNA from Brassica napus (rape), 1189 nucleotides. Its product is annotated as protein PLANT CADMIUM RESISTANCE 7-like. Bases 607 to 1008 code for a protein of 133 amino acids. The record is from RefSeq and is a predicted model, not a curated record. The transcript has 4 exons. NCBI's taxonomy places the organism in Eukaryota, Viridiplantae, Streptophyta, Magnoliopsida, Brassicales, Brassicaceae.
CCCUCUGUUCCUAAAUAAUCCAUGUUUUGGAAAAGAAUAUUUGUUUUAAAAAGAUGCAUAUUCUAUGUUUUCUAUGAAAAAAUUGCAAACUUUAAGAAAAUUAAUUGGUUUUAUUAGAUUACUAUUGGUUAAAAGUUGUUGAAAAUUGAAAAUUACAGAAAAUGAUAAAUUUAUUAUAGCGAUUUAAUGCGUUUUAUUAAUAUAUGUGAAAACUCUAAAAAGUCUAUAUUUUAGGAACGGAGGGAGUAUGUUAUACUAAUAUUGUAGGAUUAAAUCAGUCUAAAACACGUUUUUUCCUUACAUCAAUCAAAAACGCGUAAAUAGUUAAUAUUCAAAAUGUAGAAUGAAAUUAAUAUUACCCAAUUAAAUCAUUUUCAAAAAUUCAUAAUAAAUCAGUCUAAACGUUGCAAGCUGUCCUCGAUGGUAGAAAAUCAUUUUCAAAAAAGACAAAAAUCUGCAUUCUAAAAAAGUGCAACGAACUAAGUUUAAGCAUUUAUAGCGACGAAUUGACAACAUUCAACCAAUUAUAUAUACUCAACAUCCAUUCAUAAUUUCUUUCACAUCAUCUUCAAUCCUCUUUUUACCAAAAGAACUCAACACUUUAAGAUGGAGAACCAAUGGACUUCUGGUCUUUGUAGCUGCAUGGAAGACGGCAAAAUUGUUUGCCUUACAUGUUUCUGUCCGUGCGUCGCUUUUGGGCGGAUCGCUAAUAUUGCUGACGAAGGAAAUCACGGUUGUGGGGAAUGUGGGAUAUUUUACGGGCUGAUAUGUUGUGUGGUCGGGCUGCCAUGCUUGUUCUCAUGCACUUACCGGACCAAGAUCCGACGCAAAUUCGGGUUACCGGAGUCUCCAGCUUCGGAUUGCAUCACUCACUGCUUUUGUGAAAGUUGUGCUCUUUGUCAAGAAUACCGUGAACUCAAGAACCGUGGUCUUGACCCUUCUAUUGGAUGGAAUGAGCAUAUGCAACGGGCAACAUCUCCUCCUAUGGGUCAAUACAUGAAGAGUUGAUUCUAAAGUUUCAAGUUUCGCGAUAUGCUUUUUUUUAGUGAAUGAAUGAUUUAAAUUCAAUAAGUGGAUUCAGAAAUACAGCACCUUUAGGUGUGUUUUAAAGUAUUCAAUUUAAAUGAUUUCAGUUUUCUUAAUUUUGUUUUUGGUAUAAUGAAUAAAUAGAUAAAUUAUGAUGGUGUAA